AUGCCCAUGCAGUCCACCGUGCAUACCAAUAAAACCCCGUUUCAUGGUCCAAAAGCCCCAUUGGAUCGCCUUAGUCCCGAUAGUCGUCGUGCUUGUGAGCAUGAGCUUGGCGCCGUUGGUACCCCAGUGGUCUCGACUAGGGCGUCUUUGUCCCCACCUUCACCGACUCCUACCAGGGGAAGUGACGGCAUUGAGCGUCUGGCGGUGCUGUUGAAGGACUCCAUCAUGUCCUCUAUGGAGGCCAGGCUUAGUAAACUUGAGGACGAUAUGCGGAAUCAAAUCGGCACUCUGAUGACCCACGUUCAAAUGGUGGAUCAUAGAGUUGAAAUCGCCAGGAUUGAGCAGAAGGAGCUGGGGGAAGAGGUCCAGUCCAAGAUGCAAGGCAUACAGGACGUCCUCACUGUCCACCGUGGGCAAUUCCUCAACGCUGUGGCCACUGUUGAGAAGUCGGUAGCUAGUGCUGUAGCAGCUGAGCUUUCGAGAGGAUGUGUAUCACCCGCCCCUGUUGCUGCGCCCGUUGGAUCUUCCGUGGUUACCCCUUGUAGCCGCAACACGCCUGGGAGCCUGUCUGCCCAGGAGUUCACUCCACAGCGUUCGACGCCUCUCAACCAUGCCAUCGAUCUCUCUACCAAAUUGGCAUCAGCUCUCAGUGAGAGCGGAUUCCAUGUCCACCGCGAGGCCUUCAACUACAUCAUAUCAUGGGAUACUGACGUUUUGAAUCUGAGGAGAGGGUACCUCAUGUGGGCCUUCAAGGCGGCUGGCUUGCAUAAGGACGCUAUCCGUCCCUACCCACAUGGACCAGGCUUAUUGGACUGUAUGAUAUUGUUCAAGGCUGGCAUCAGAGAGCAUCACAUCCCAACUCUAGUGUCUUUCAUGACCCGUGUAGUGGAGAUAGCUGGCACGGCUCAGUCGACCUUGAUGGAUUCGGCGAGGAGGGAGACUGACGAGGCCGCUACCGCUAGAAUGUUCCGUCAGAUGGUCUCCCAAUACCCGGGCAUGGUGUCCGUUCGUGAGGAGUUGGGCCGUUGGGUAGCCAAUGAGGGUUUCGAUCCAGCUUUACUGUUGAUGCCACAUGCCACCAUCAAUCCAGCGCUAUAA
This is a messenger RNA of Perkinsus marinus ATCC 50983, 1098 nucleotides long. RefSeq lists its product as hypothetical. Lineage: Eukaryota; Perkinsozoa; Perkinsida; Perkinsidae. The transcript is spliced from 10 exons. The record is from RefSeq and is a predicted model, not a curated record. Bases 1 to 1098 code for a protein of 365 amino acids.